CUUUGAAAGCCUUUUCUCCAGUCCCCCACUUGACCUGUUUAUGGACUGGACCACCGUCAAAAGCCACAAAAAAAGAUGGAAUAGAAUAAAAAAAAGUCCAAAUACAGAAUUAAAUACCGAAAUUACACACAGACAAAGUUGAGAGGUCAAGAGCAGCGUAGACCCAAAAAACUGUUCAUAUUCAAAACCCAGGAAUUCACCCACUCAUGCCUGUGGGUGUGUGAAAAGCGAAAGCCUAAACAAAUACCCAAAAGGGGAGAAAGCACAAAGGGAGGUGAUUGACUGAUUGUGGUGGACGACAGGGCACCCGAUGGACCCUGCGGCGUUGGAUAGGAUUAUUGAGAAGCUUAUUGAAGUACGAUCCUCAAAGCCAGGGAAACUUGUGCAGCUUGCAGAGUCCGAGAUUAAGCAGCUUUGUUUUGCAUCUCGUGAAAUUUUCGCUGCCCAGCCAAAUCUUCUUGAACUUGAGGCACCCAUAAAGAUUUGUGGUAAAUUGAUCUUCAGCACUCUUUCAAUGUCAGUUUUGUUAACUUGGAUUGGAUGCUGGCUUGUUUCUAAGCAGUUUAAACUGUCUAUACAUAUUUCAGGUGACAUCCAUGGACAAUAUAGUGAUCUUCUAAGGCUUUUCGAGUACGGAGGUUUCCCUCCGAAAUCCAACUACCUAUUCUUGGGUGAUUAUGUCGAUCGCGGUAAACAGAGCCUGGAGACAAUAUGUCUCUUACUUGCGUACAAAAUCAAAUUUCCCGAAAAUUUUUUCCUGCUUAGAGGAAACCACGAAUGCGCAUCCAUAAACAGGAUAUAUGGAUUUUAUGACGAGUGCAAGCGCAGGUUCAAUGUGAAAUUAUGGAAAGCCUUCACUGAUUGCUUUAAUUGUCUGCCUGUGGCUGCCCUUAUCGAUGAUAAGAUACUAUGCAUGCAUGGAGGACUUUCCCCUGAUCUUAACAAUCUUGACCAGAUUAGACACUUGCCUCGCCCGACUGCUAUCCCGGACACUGGCUUACUUUGCGACUUGCUCUGGUCAGAUCCCGAUAAAGAUGCUAAGGGAUGGGGAAUGAAUGAUAGAGGGGUUUCUUAUACUUUUGGCCCGGAAAAAGUCUCGGAGUUCUUGAUGAAGCAAGAUUUGGAUCUUGUCUGUCGUGCUCAUCAGGUUGUGGAGGAUGGGUAUGAAUUUUUUGCAGAUCGGCAGCUUGUUACGAUCUUUUCGGCUCCAAACUAUUGUGGCGAAUUUGACAAUGCUGGUGCAAUGAUGAGUGUUGAUGAAAACCUGAUGUGUUCUUUUCAGAUUCUCAAGCCAGCCGACAGGAAAAACAAGUUCAUGAUGUCCACUAAAUUGUGAUGCUUCACUAUUGCUUAAUAUAUCUAAGGAACCAUCAUUUUAUAAUUAGGAAAAAGUUACAUCUUCACCUCCCUGGAAAACCCACAAGAGUAAAGAUUAAAGCUUUUAUUUCAAGAAGUUGCCUUUUGAAUGAAUGUUUAUAGGUGCCAACUUUGAAGUGUGUAAAAGUUGGAAGUUGUGCUCAUCCUACUUCACCCCUUUUGAAAAGGGUGUUGGAAGAUAAAGUUGUUUGCAAGAUUAAGACAAUAUCGUGUGCACCUAGAAAGGGUCAACUUUGUGUACUUUUGUUCGAGUAUUGCUUGGAGAGCCUUCAUGAAUGAGGUUCUUUGUUUUAUGAUAUAUCUUUAGGUAGGGAUAUCGUCAUUUACUAUCAAACUAAAUUGCGAGAAGCAUCAUCCAUUGAGGGCCAGUUGCUUUGAACUCAUUCGUUUGUCUUUUUUGUUUGGUUCUACAAUCCUUUAACCUUCUGAGCAUGGAAACUAUCGACACUGUUUGAAACUGUUUGGCAGAUUGUUUUGCUUAAGGUGGAUCAUGUUUUUGACCCAGGAUUGGACUUUAGUUAGUUCGGUACUUGUGAAAUUGAGUAAAGUUGAACUUAUGCAAGGCGCUAUGCAUUUCCAUCAUAGUUCUGUUUUCAAAUUUUAGCCUAGAGGUGAAAUUAAGAAGAGCAAAA
Striga asiatica is the source of this 2009-nucleotide messenger RNA. The record is from the annotation of a GenBank genome assembly. Lineage: Eukaryota; Viridiplantae; Streptophyta; Magnoliopsida; Lamiales; Orobanchaceae.